AUGAUGCUGCAUGAUAUUAACCAUUCCAAGAAUGUGCCCCCAGGGCCCUUAUGUAAAGUACUUUGUAUGUGCCAACAAUCGGAAGAAACUCUCCAAUUGUGUCUAGAUCAUCGUGAUUGGACUGUUGACCAAUGGAAAUGUGUGAUGUCGUCAGAUGAACCACAUUAUUCUGCAGUGAUGAUUGAUCCUAAUAAAGAAGAUGAAACGUCCCGUCGUGUCAAGCAAACUUUGGGAGAUUUUACUCACGUUCAGCAGUAUCUUACACAAGAUCCUAAACAUCUGAUUGGGAUAUCUCUAACAGCAGCCGCGCUCUCCUCUCAGCUUUGUCCCACUCCUGAUACCAGUAGCAAUUUUGGAGGAUCUAACAACAAUCAGCAGCAUGCUAAUUCUCCUAAAGUACACACGUGUAAUAGCAACGAUUCAGCAACAGUGUCUUCGUCUGUGACAUCGACUGCUGGUAGCCAAUUUGUUGUAAAAAAAGAAAUCCAACAUCCUAAAAAAACACAAAUAUCUAAUGGCCAAUAUAAAGAUGAUCCGACUGUCGGUUGCCAGAAGUCGCCGGUUACGGGUGAACAAGUUAAAGAAGUUACUGUGAAAAAACCUCAACUUGUACUUUCACAGUGUGUAACCAGCGAUUUACAACCGAAAUUAAUAACGGUUCCAAGGAUCGAGAAAGAGUUAGAAAGUAUGGUGGUCAGUAAUAAGGAAGCAGUCUAUGAUUCGCAGCCCGUGUCUGUUAAAGCAGGAGACGAACAAUUACACGAGAAAACCAACAAUCCCUUCCAUGAAACUUUUAAUCGAAAUGGUAGUAUACACUUAGCAAAUCAAAAUAAGUCCAGUAGAGACGAUGGAAUUCUUAGAAAGGUCAACGUCCAACAGGGGGAGACCUGUGUGAAAAGUCAUGCUGAAGUUGAGCAUAUAUUGAAGGAAAUGAAAGAACCGGUUCCUCCGCCACUCACUGCUAUCGAGACACCGCGGAAAGAAGAACCUGAGUUUAGGUUCUUUCAUUUUAAGGAAAAACCGGAAGUAGGAGCUUUAGAAAACUCAAGUGUUCAAGAAAAAGGUGAUACUGUAGAGAAGCCACGCGACAGAAAUAAAUCAACAUCGUUCAACUUUCAUGGAGACUUGGAUGUGAGCGAUAGUGAAAAUGAAAUGGUGACAUUCCAAGGCAAAGAAGACGUCAAGCUGAACUUAAAUAGCAGAUUAUCAGAAAAUGGCAACCAUUGUCCAGCUACUCCUUCUCGGAGAGAAUCGUCCAGUUCUGACAGUAGUUCUAGUAGCUCUGAAGACAGUACAUCUGAUUCUGAAGACAGUGACAGCAGUGCAUCAAGUGAAGACUCUGUCACAGAAAUGGAGCAAAAGCCUGAAACUCAGAGCUGGCGUCUUGCCAAUUUUGUGGACAAAGAUGCUUCUUCUCCUUUGAUUCCAUUUGGGAAUUUAUCCACAGGAGGAGAACAGAAUCAGAAGUCACAAAUUAGCACUAAUCAGAUCUCUGAUCAAGAUUCUCUCAGCAAUACUCCAAUCGAAGGAUCAAAUGAAGCUCACAGGAGUUCUAGUGCAGAGCUACGCAUCGCAGCUGGUUUAGGAAAUACCGAAGUCAGAAUAUUGUUAUCCCCAGUACAUUUACCACCUGGCUUUCAACCUGAUGACAGCAUGUUCAUCGAUAAUCCAUUCUCCUCCUAUAGUAAGCAAUGGGAAGAUGAUGUAAAAAUGGGUAGUAACUGGUCUGAGAUCAUAGGCAAUGAAAAAAGGGUAUGCCCUUCUCAGCCUAAGAAGGUAAUUCACCCUUCUUUGAAGCAGACUGAUAAUGUUGAGGAAUUAAAUAGUGUUGUUGAUCCUCUGAAAAGGUCUCCUGCUCAGAAACUUAUCUCAACAAAAAAAGAUUCCAUCGAGUCUUUCCUGGCUUCACCUACACUGGCAAAUAAAUCUGAACACCAAUCAGAUGACAUUUGUGCCUUUAAAGGCCAUGAUUUGAUUAAAAAAACUCUCUCUUCUCAGCCUCGUGAUGGAGAUGUUAAGCAUAAUGUUGGAAAGAAGAAAGAAAGAACUCUGCCCUCAACAAAUUCUGCUCUGCAAAAAUCAAGGAGUAAAGAAGAAAAUAAGAGUGUUUAUUUAAAAACUAGCAAAGAAGAAGUGAAACACAAAAGAGAUUUGAUAAGAAAUUCAACACCAAAGCUACCUGUGAAUGAUUCUGAAAAGCCUACCUCAAGUUCAUGUCCUAAUAGUGAGAAUAGUGAGAAAACAACUCAAAAAUUAACAUCAAAAUAUGUUUCUGAUACCCCAAAUAUUGAUGAAAGUACUGAUAAUGUUGAAAGAAUCACUUCUCCUGUUAAAGUUCAGAAGACAAGUAAACAUCUCUCUACUCCUUCCAAGUCCUCUAUUUCUCAGAAACUUAGGUCUUCAUCUCCCAAACAGAAUACUCCUCCAAGAAAGACUGUUUCGAAAUAUAAAUCGGGUAGAUCAAAAGAAAAGCCUGAAAGUUCCAUAACUUCUAAUGUAUUGAAAGUUAUAGACAGUGUUGCGAAGCAUGCAACAGUUACAAGUCAUUUAGAACUAGAGAACUUGGAUGUAGAUAGAGCUGAAGUUAGUCAGAAAAAUAUACAUCAGAACAAUAUUUUUGAAAGACUGGAACUUCCUUUCAUCCAAGGUAACUUGUCACCAUUAACGGAAACUAUAUUUGAAUUUCAAAGUGAAAAGAAACCCAGUACCAUUCCAGAAAUCCUAGUGAGUAUAAAACUUGAUCUUAUUAAUAGGAUACCUUCAGCUCCACUUCAGUUUCAAGUUAAUAGAACUUAUUCACCACUCGAUAGUGAUAUUAAAGUAAGGACAGAAAAUGUUACUCAAGACAUUACUAAAGAAAAUAAUGUAAUAAAGGUGUUAGAAGUGAAAAAAGAGGACCUCAAGACGACCAUUGAUAGUGACAAAGCUUGUUGUACAAAAGACAAGAGUAUCAAUACUAGUAAAUUAAAGCCAUCUGACAAGGAUAAAGUGAGAACAGUUAAGAGAAAAGCUCCAGAGGAAACAAGGUUAGAAGGAAAAAAGAAGAAGGCUUCUUCAGAUACUGUGUCCAUAGUGUCAGUGCCUGAAGUGGAUAAUAUGGAAAGGUUAACAAUGAAAGAAUCUAAGAAACUAGAUGAUAACUCAAAGAUGUUAUCAUCUGAACGUUGUGAAAGUCCAAGCAGUUUUUCUGUUUGUUCUGUGUCAAGCCAGCACAGUGUAAAGAGUUCCCAAGAAACUUCCUUAACAUCUAAACCUUCUGGGAAUAAAACAAAAGAUAAAGUUCUAAAAAAGGUGAAACAAAAGCUCAAAGAUGAGAAUAAAAGUAAGUCAAAAACACCUACACCAUCUCAUGUGUUUGAAAAGGAUGCUAGCUUAGGAAGUAAUAAAAAAGAACCAGAAGAAAAAAAACAAGCCAAGGAGAAAAAGGAAAAAGAGUAUACCAAUAAAGAUAAGGAGAGAAGUAGAGUCAAAGAUAAAGAGCAGGAUCAUGGAUGUUCUGAUUCUAAGAGGCCAAGAAAAAGUGCCAUUGUAGAGAAAAGCCUUUCUUCAUCUAGUCAAGUUGGUAAACCAACAACAGAAAAACCUUAUAGCAACUUAAAGAGGGACCAUGAACAGAGAUUACAAGGAAGCAAGAAAGAAGUCACUCCUAAUUCUUACAGUGAAUUGGAACAUACAGUACCUGACCAGCUGGCCACCAACAGACUCCGAAUAGCAUCUGAAGACCAAGACACCAGACAAUCCUCACCUGAUUAUUACCUGAAUGAAGCCAAGAAUCUCAAACAUCAAGCUGACAGAGAAGUUGACAUAACAGUCCAAGCUAUAAAGUAUUUGGAAGCUGUUUAUUUCUUCAUAUUGACAGGAAAUGCAAUGGAGCAUAGCCAUGUGGAGUGUGAAAGAGUUUAUAAAAUGUACAAAGAAACAUUAGACUUAAUCAGAUGCAUAUGGUCAAAGUUCCAGAAAAUGCAGCAAAAUACUUGUAACUUAGAUAAAAGAAUAACAGUUCUAAGUUUACGAUGUCAGUCCUUACUGGACUUGAAAUUCAUAAUACUUUGUUGUUUAGUUUACGAUGUCAGUCCUUACUGUACUUGAAAUUCAUAAUACUUUGUUGUUUAGUU
Messenger RNA from Limulus polyphemus (Atlantic horseshoe crab), 4115 nucleotides. RefSeq names its product AF4/FMR2 family member 4-like. Gene Ontology annotation, biological process: regulation of gene expression. The coding region runs from base 1 to 4089 and encodes 1362 amino acids. The record is from RefSeq and is a predicted model, not a curated record. Lineage: Eukaryota; Metazoa; Arthropoda; Merostomata; Xiphosura; Limulidae. The transcript has 17 exons. Gene Ontology annotation, cellular component: nucleus; super elongation complex.